AAUGGAUACUUCUAAUGAGUUAACGACUAAGGAAUGUUUAUCUUAUGAUCAAAUUGAUGCGGAAGACUGUAAAAAAAGGAAUAUUUUGUUUGAAACAAUACAUUAUUACGGCUAUAAAACACUCUCACAGAAAAUGGAUUUUUUACAAUUAUUUCACGCUUCAGGAGCUUUUACAAACGGCAAAACACCGGAUACUUUAAUGACUAAUGAAGAGGCUAAAAACAAUCUAUUGGACGCUGGAACUUUCUUUCAAAAGUUUCCAUCUAUAUCAGAGGCUCUAAAAUGGUUUAAUAGUAUAGGACAAAAUCAGAGAUCACGUUUCAGACCGGAAGGAAUGGAACGAAGACAAAUGUCUUCCCGUAUUGACAUGGUACAGUUUUUCGAUACGCUGGUUGAAAAAUUUCGUAAUUUAGGAUUUAUAGAUAAGAUUAUCCCCAAGAAUAAUACAUUCCAUACUCUGUUAAUUCUGGGAGCAGCUUAUUAUGGCUUUAAUCUAAGAUUACAGGCUGCAGCAAACAUGCUAAAGAAUAAGGAAAUAAAUCCAUCUCGUAUUAUUCUAGUCGGAGGUGAGAGAGAUCUUUGGCCCAAUGAUUCCGACAAUAGACUCAAUGGAGAAACGAUAGCUGUAGAAAUUAUUGCAGAAAUGCUGCAGAAGUCAUCGGAUGAAUACAAUAAAUGCGAUAUUUGUAUGGAAAUACAAAGCGAAAUUGAUAAGUAUCUUGAAGGAGUAUCCGUAACAGAUGGAGCUGCUGUUAUGUCUGCUCAUGAACAAAUCUAUGAAUGUAUUAAUUCAAAAUACGGUGUUAAAUGGCCAACAGAAACAGAUAUGAUAUCGUUUUUAGCAAAGAGAAACCCGAUAAUAAAUAAAUAUCCAUUAGAUAUUGUAAAUAGUCCAAAGAUCCUUAAAGAACAGAAUAAAGGAGUAUGGAAAUAUGUAAGACCAAAUACAAAGAGUAGCCUUGAGGAAACAAUUCGACAGUACGGCGAAAGUUUAAUGUCCAAGUCAAUUGUUAUAAUAUCAUCUCAACCUUAUUGUAAAUAUCAAGAACAAAUAGUAAAGUCAGUGUUCAAUCAACAAUAUAAAAUUGAAAUGGUUGCACCAGCAAUAAAUGUUCAAGAAAUUUCGUCUAAAGAAAGAUUCCUAGUUACACUUUUCGAAGCUUUUUUCUCUUCUAUUUAUGCUUCAGUCAAUUCGGCUCUUGAAAAUGUCGAAAAUAUUAAAAAUCAACAUUUAGAUUCAAAAGAAAGUGAAUGA
Molecule: messenger RNA, 1255 nt
Organism: Dimorphilus gyrociliatus
Lineage: Eukaryota; Metazoa; Annelida; Polychaeta; Dinophilidae
Source: the annotation of a GenBank genome assembly